Molecule: messenger RNA, 2329 nt
Organism: Uranotaenia lowii
Lineage: Eukaryota; Metazoa; Arthropoda; Insecta; Diptera; Culicidae
Exons: 3
Coding region: 534-2078 (514 amino acids)
Source: RefSeq, a predicted model, not a curated record
AUACACCUCAUCACUCAACUAGUACAUGCAACGGAAAGUUUCGCCUUAGAUUUCCGAUCACAUUUGUCAGUUGUCGACAGGUUCUAGAGAGCUUCGGUGUCCGGUGUUUGGUACUUUACUAAGAGUCGAUCGCCCUAAGCGCUAAACCACUGCUGCUGGAUUUUGCUAGCGGGAUUGCACUCGAUGAGCCAUACCCCAAACAAGCCAAAGUUGCCGAUCAUCGGCUUUAACCUACCUAAUACAUUAUUGGCUUAUUUGUUGUGCAAAUGUGGUGUAUUGUUUUCAUUUUCGAUAUCUCCGAGGCACAUUUAAUUAGCAUACCACACCACACUUUGUGCAACAGGAUUAGUGGAUAGAAAGCCGUUGCAAUAAGUAAUAAGUUCGGAUACGAGUUAAUCUCAGUGCAGGCACCAUCAUCUGAACUGAUGAAAUAACGUUUUCUCAAUCGUGUGUUUUUGAAGAUCAUCGAAAAACAAUUGAACAAUUUCUAGUGAGACUUCAGUGCAAGUGACAAAUCUACCAAAAUUGGAGCAAUGGCGUCCAGCUCGGCCGAGAGUAUUAAGCUCCCGGAUUUGAUUACCAGGUGGAUGGAGGUGCAGAAGUCCCGGGCCGGAUUGGACGAUGCAAGUCCCCUGAAAAUAGAUGUCAUCGAUCUCACCCUGUUGCUUAAAUCGAUGGGUCUCAAGUUGGAGUAUUUGGACUUCCAACCGGAUCGAGCCAACAUGGAUACACUGACGGUCGAUGUGAAAUGCAACCGGUCGGGAGUUUUGGCCAGGAUGAGCUACGAUCUGGUGAACGGUUGUUCAUGUCCAGAAAAAGACGAAAAAGAAACAUCCUUCUGGACAGUACAGGCAACCGGCCCCAAGGCCUUUUCGAAGGGCAACACUAAUACGUCGUCCAAUUUAUUGCCCGAGGUGUCUGAAAAUUGUUCUCGUGUGUCCAAAGCCAUGCUUUCUAACCUUCUUGACUACUACAGGAGUAGUAUGAAAACGAUCGAGCGCGGUGAAGAUGUUGUCCAUUCGCCGUUAAAAGUUCCAUCACCGAAAAUUUGUGUCACUAGUCCUGGAAUGACCGUUAGCUCACCAUUUGCCACUCCUCCGGCCGAAGGGAAGUUUAUGUCUCGUAUAGGAGAUGUUUCCAUCAAGAUUGAUCCCUCUUUGAGUCCGAUGAAGCCGAAAUCUCCCGCUAGUCAGAUGAAAUGUGAGGAAGAUCAUACUGAUAGUACCAAAUCGAACAGUCCGAAUAUGAGUGAAGCUAUUCAAAAUGCAACAAGGGAACUUUCGAAGAGUGAAACGGAUCUUCGAUCUACCAAAGUGGAACUGUUCCAAGAUGUUCCCCAGGUCAGUGUUAUCCCGGAUGACAACUCUUUCGCCAACAGUGAGGAAAUGAAAGCCAUCAUCACAUCGAGUCCCAACGAUAAGAACUUUGAAGCUCAACUGAACAUCGAGCAGAGCAGGGAACGUGAUCUUAACAUUAUCCACUGCCUGCAACAAGCACGGCAGCAAAUCGAUGCUGCCCUCCUGGUCGUGAAACUAAACAACGCCUGUCCGCGGGAUUUGGUCCUAUCGCCAGCAUCAUCGGUAGUCAUCACAACGCCUCAAACGGUUAUCCGUAAGAAAAUAUUUUCUAUUGACAAGAAUCCAUCGCUGGGAGCUCUUGGGCGCAGGAUGUCACUGCCAGGUCGCCCAUCGGAAUCGCCGAAAAUGCUCAACACAGCCUCUACUGGGAAACCUCAACUAGGACCCCCCAGAAAAAAGCCGAUAGGAACGUCUCAGCUGGCAUCAAUGAAGACUGCGGCACCGGUUUCUCGCGGUGACACCCCUAGACCCACCGGAACACAGCUAAAAGCGGCUGUAGGCCUAAGGAAGACCAGCUCCAUCACUUCCUUAACAGGAAUAAACGGUGCCACUGCGACUGGCAGCGUUAAAGCAUCGUCCGGUUCAACCAAUAUCAUAAAAAGAACUACCGGAACAGGAUCCAAGCCAUUGGUAGGGGUGCGACAAUCUUCCAACACUGGUGCCAAACUUGGAAGUGGUCAGCUGAUUAAAAGUUCCAGUUCGACCGGCGAUAAAAAGUGAUUUAGUCUUCUCUUGUAGUUUUUUUUCCAAAUGUUUAAUUUCUUUUAUGUAAUGUUUUAUUUUUCCUUUUUCGUAACUAAUUCCUUGUUGCCAUAUACAAAAAUAUUUAUUCACAACGUUUAACAAAACUUAAAGAGUAUUAAAAAGGUAAAAUACAAUACUAUUGCAAUUAAAAUACUCAUUAAACAUGGCAAUUUUGUUGUUUGAAAGCUGAUUUUUCUUUCUGAGUGACAGACCUUUGAAUAAUUCUU